Cetraspora pellucida is the source of this 195-nucleotide messenger RNA. Lineage: Eukaryota; Fungi; Glomeromycota; Glomeromycetes; Diversisporales; Gigasporaceae. The record is from the annotation of a GenBank genome assembly.
AUGAUUGGUUUUGAUGAUUGGGUUGAUCAUCAUUUAGUAAUUUCCGAUGAUAUUCUAUCACUAUAUAACUUUAUACGUAUACAAAAUUUUUUUGAUUUAAAAUUAACUUUAAAAAAUUAUCUUAAAGUGGGUUUUCAUAGAAAAUUGCAUACUGUUUAUUUUUUUCCCGUAAAUUCAAUAUGGCAAUAUCUGUAA